Molecule: messenger RNA, 2191 nt
Organism: Umbelopsis ramanniana AG
Lineage: Eukaryota; Fungi; Mucoromycota; Umbelopsidomycetes; Umbelopsidales; Umbelopsidaceae
Exons: 7
Coding region: 97-2010 (637 amino acids)
Molecular function (GO): glucuronokinase activity; ATP binding
Source: RefSeq, a predicted model, not a curated record
AUUUUCCGUCAGCCCAUUCAAAAAUGUUCCUGGCCCAGGAAAGAUAUUCAUGGCCGCUAACACCCGUUUCAUCCCCGCAAAUAAAGUCAUCUCACAAUGACCGGAACACUAGUAAUACUAGCUACUGCGUAUGCUUCAACAACACUAGAGAAUGAUAUUAAGUCCCAGAACACUGAUCGCUUCCUGAGGUAUCGAGGUGUACCGAAAUGUCUGUUACCCAUCUCGGGACGACCAGCACUUUCCUGGUGGUAUGAUGAAGCUAGAGCUAUAUACAGCAAUAUUUACAUUGUAGCUACUGCUCACUCAUACAAGCACUUUGAACGUUGGGCAAGUGGACACUCAUUCCCAAAGGAAAACAUUCUGAAUAGCGGCUUCAGCGAGGGAGCAAUUUCGGACAUAUCGUUUGUACAUCGAGUAAAGGACAUCAAUGAUGAUUUGUCUAUCGUCCCAGCGGACUUGCUUUUUGACAAUUCCCGCGGACAUCAGUUAUUGGAAACUUUAAAAGCUAAUGGCGAAAGUAGAGUCAUCUAUCACAUUCCCGAGCAUGGGGAUGAUCCUCGCAUCCAUCGCAUUGCUGUAGCGGCAAAUUCUGACCUGUUGACAAAAGAGGAUGCCACUGACGCAAGAAAGUUGCUGAUCUGCCCAGUUGCCUUUGUCAUUCGACAUGACCGCUUAACUCAGCUUGAACCUUACUUGCGAAAGGUUCAUCAAGACGCGAAGCAGGUGGUUUCUGGAGAUAACACCGUUGUCUCCUUGGAGAAGGAUAUAUUCAAUUUUUACGAACAAGAAGAGGAUGUCAAGGCUAUCGAAGUCGAUUAUGUCACAGCACACGGUUACCUCAAUCCACGUGUAACGCUGAAGGAAUAUCUGGAGAAGUGGGAGAAGCUUUUGAAUAGUAAUAUUCCACCCAGAUCUCCAGAAAACUAUCCACAUCAUAAGGAAGAGCCGAUUGUCACCCGUUCCUUUGCACGCGUAGGCUUGAUGGGCAACCCUAGCGAUGGAUUUUACGGAAAAACGAUGUCUCUUUUAAUCUCCAACUUCUGGGCCGAGGUUACACUCAUACCAAAUCCUUUGUCUCAAGUUGAAUAUACAACCAUUUCCAUUCUACCUAACCCGGUAGCCGACCCUCAUUUGUUCAGCUCCAUCGAGUCGAUGGCAGUGAUUUCUGAGACGGAUGGCUAUGACAAUGGCGAUCGCUUGCUCCAGGCAUGCUGCAAAGUGUUUUUCACUCACUGCAAGAAGAACGCUAUUGCCAUCAACACAAAGCAAGGCUUCAGCGUACUUUUCGAGACAAAUAUUCCAAGACAAGUUGGUCUCGCUGGUUCUUCUGCUAUUAUCUCAGCCUUCUGGAAGACUCUACUUAAGUUUUAUGGAGUGACUGAUAAACAAAUCCCGCUGCCCUUGCAAGCAAGCUUGGUUUUAUCUGCUGAACAAGAUGAGCUCGGCAUUUCAGCUGGAUUGCAAGACAGAGUCAUUCAGGCAUACGGUGGUCUUGUCUUCAUGGACUUUGGCAAGCAACAGGUAGAUCAGUAUGGAUACGGAAAGUACGAGAGACUGAACAUGGACAACCUCCCUCCUCUCUGGCUUGCUUAUGUUGCAGACCCAAAGGAUUCAGGAAAAGUGCACAGUUCUGUUCGACAAAGAUUCGCAAAUGGAGAACCAGCUGUUGUGGAAGCCAUGCGUCAAUUUGCACAAUUUACCACCGACGCAAAGGAUGCCCUGGAACAGCGUGAUCACAAGCGAUUUGCUGAGCUGAUGUCUUCGAACUUCAACUUGCGCCGUGCUGUAUAUGGUGAUGCUGCACUUGGCAAUGCCAACUUGCGCAUGAUCGAACUUGCCAAGGAGUACAACUGCGUAGCCAAGUUCCCGGGUUCAGGAGGUGCUAUUGUAGGCAUGUGGAAUGGAAGUGAUGCUAGCAGUCGUAGUGAAGAUUUGCGAGAUCUUCGUUGGGCAUUGGAAAAGGAAGGAUUUGUCUAUGUUGAAAUUGUCCCCAAUGCUGGCGAGGUGUAAAAGUUGAGUUGACGAUAACAUAGAUUUAUUGUGUACUUAUUCAAAUUGCACAAAGAUAAUAAAAACAAUUUUCAAAUAAAACGUGAGCAAUAGUGAGUGGAUAAUUGCUGCAAAAGAGCAGAUAUAUAUCAAUCAAUAGAUUAGAAUUAUUUUUUAAUUCCUUGUUCUUCCUUUUCGAACA